AUGGUACCCCCCACGGUAGAAGCAUCCUUGGAGUCUCCUUACACUAAGUCGUACUUUUCACCUGUCCCAAGCGCGCUCUUGGAACAGAAUGACUCUCCAAUAAUAAUGGGUAUCGAUGAAGCUGGCAGAGGGCCCGUAUUAGGGCCAAUGGUCUACGCAGUAGCCUAUUCUACACAGAAAUAUCAGGACGAAACUAUAAUCCCUAACUACGAGUUUGACGACUCUAAAAAACUUACAGAUCCCAUCAGAAGAAUGCUGUUUUCCAAGAUAUACCAGGACAACGAAGAACUAACCCAGAUCGGCUACGCAACUACGUGCAUCACUCCGUUGGAUAUCUCUAGAGGAAUGAGCAAGUUCCCACCGACGAGAAACUAUAACUUGAAUGAGCAGGCGCACGAUGUCACAAUGGCACUCAUUGAUGGCGUGAUAAAGCAGAACGUGAAGCUCAGUCACGUGUAUGUGGAUACUGUUGGACCACCAGCGUCCUAUCAGAAGAAACUGGAGCAACGAUUUCCUGGUGUCAAGUUUACGGUCGCCAAGAAGGCAGACUCGCUCUACUGCAUGGUCAGUGUGGCGAGUGUCGUUGCAAAAGUGACCAGAGAUAUACUAGUCGAAUCCUUGAAGAGGGAUCCCGAUGAGAUCCUGGGUUCUGGAUACCCCUCCGACCCGAAGACAGUCGCAUGGCUGAAGCGCAACCAGACAAGUCUUAUGGGCUGGCCCGCCAACAUGGUAAGAUUCUCAUGGCAGACAUGCCAGACUCUGUUAGAUGACGCCAGUAAGAAUAGUAUCCCUAUCAAGUGGGAAGAACAAUAUAUGGACAGCAGGAAGAACGCCGCACAAAAAACCAAGCAAUUGCAGCUCCAGAUGGUCGCUAAGCCUGUUAGAAGGAAGAGGCUGAGAACCCUAGAUAAUUGGUACCGGUGA
Molecule: messenger RNA, 924 nt
Organism: Saccharomyces cerevisiae S288C
Lineage: Eukaryota; Fungi; Ascomycota; Saccharomycetes; Saccharomycetales; Saccharomycetaceae
Gene: RNH201
Product: ribonuclease H2 catalytic subunit RNH201
Exons: 1
Coding region: 1-924 (307 amino acids)
Biological process (GO): DNA replication; RNA catabolic process; RNA metabolic process
Cellular component (GO): nucleus; cytoplasm
Molecular function (GO): RNA binding; nucleic acid binding; RNA-DNA hybrid ribonuclease activity
Source: RefSeq, marked reviewed